GAAAGAUGGGAGCAGCAGCUAAGCAAGUAAUUAACCAAACCUCUUUAACAAACACAUUUUUCUUUCAGUCACUUCUCAGCUGCCAUCACUCUAGACUUUUAACGUGCCAACCCUGACCAUUCUUCACAUAACUAGUAUCUUUCAGACAAAACUACCCUUUCGUUUUAAGACAUUCUACAACACUGUCCAAGAAGUACAAUCUUGGAAAGCCUGCCUCUCCAUCAAACGAAACAGUCUCUCCUCCUUUCUCUCUCUUCAUUGUCUUUGCCGAUGUAAAUUUUUGUCUCAAACUGCUUUCGAAUAUUCAAACUUUCUUCCUCUUUAUCUCUCUCUAAAGUUGCAAUUUUUACUAUUUGAAACCUUCAAAAACAAAAACAAAAACAAAAAAAUACUAGCAAAAAGGAAGAUAGUUAGCUCCCCUCCCCCCUUUUGAUUAAAACCCACGAAAUCUUUUUCCAAGAAGCCUACUUGUUUCUUGGCAGAGAAUUUUUGAUCAAAUUUUCUUGGGAGAUUCCUGUCGAAAGUUUGGGUAUUUCUUGGUGGAUUUUGGUCGUUAGGUUGAAAGACUAAAAGAGUUUUUAUUUUAUAGAAAGAAGGAAUAGUAUGAAGAUCAAAGAAGAUGAUCAUGAAGCUGUGAAGGGCUUUUAGCUUUAGACAAGGGUUCUGUUGCUUUGAAUUUCUAGGAGAGAAAAGUUAAAGCUUCCUAGCCAAUUUGGUUGAAGACUUGAGAAGGAUAUUUAAGCUCAUCUUAUUAAGACGUUUAGCCAUACAGUAAUGCCAAAGAAUCAGUUGGCUGAAGAGACUAGAAAUUUCUUUGAGACUACAUUUCUUAUUCUUUCUUCUGAGACAUGGUGAUUGGGAGCUCACAUCGCCCGACUUAUUUUUUCUUUAUUGAACUUGUGAAGUUCAGAGUAAUAACGAACAAGCAAAACAUUAUGGUUGCAAAGGGACGCCAGAAUGCCACUGACUCUCAGAAAGUGGAGGUGGGAGAGAUAGAUACUAGUGCACCUUUCCAAUCUGUUAAAGAUGCUGUCACUCUAUUUGGUGAAGGUGCUUUCUCUGGGGAAAAACCUGCCAUGAAAAAGGCAAAAGCUCACUCUGCAGAGAGAGUUCUAGCCAAGGAGACUCAGCUUCACCUUACUCAAAAAGAGUUGAACAAGUUAAAGGAACACUUAUCAAAUGCUGAGAUAACUAAGGCUCAAGCACUUGUAGAGCUAGAAAGGGCUAAAAAAACAGCUGAGGAACUCUCACACAAACUCAAAACUGUUAACGAGUCCAAGGAUUGUGCAGUCAAGGCUACAGAAGCUGCAAAGAAUAAGGCUAAGCAGAUUGAAGAAGCAAAUUCUGGUAUUCUUCCCGGACCCGAUGGAACUAGGAGCCAGGACUCGGAAACUGCAAGGGAACAAUACAUGACUGUAAUUACUGAACUUGAUGCUGCUAAACAAGAAUUGAGGAAGGUCCGUCAGGACUGUAAUGCAUCCUUAGAAGUGAAAAUUGCUGCCUUCAACCAAACAGAAGAAGCUGAACAUGCAGCUAAGGUUAACAUGGAGAAGGUUGGAGAGCUCUCUAGGGAAAUUUCAUAUGUACAGGAGUCGAUCGGACAAGUGAAGCUUGCAUCUCUUGAAACACAGCAAGAACAAGCUAAAAUGUUUGCUGAAAAGGACACUCAGAAGCAAUUAUAUAAAGCUACCCUUGAAGAGUCAACAAAGAAGUUGCUUGCUUUGAAGAAUGAGUUUGACCCUGAACUUAUGCGAAAUCUUGAAGCUCAACUGCUUGAAACAGAUAAUCAGAUUGGGUCUUUGCAGAAACAGAUGGAAAGUGCAAAGGCUUCCGAUCUGGAGUCUGUGCGAACUAUUACUUCAGAGCUAGAUGGUGCUAAAGAAUCGCUGCAAAAAGUCGCUGAAGAAGAGAAUUCCUUGAGGAGUUUGGUGGAGUCUCUUAAGGUGGAACUAGAAAAUGUGAAUAAAGAGCAUUCUGAGCUGAAGGAGAAGGAAGCGGAAACUGAGUCCAUUGCUGGGAAUCUGCAUGUCAAGCUUCGGAAAAGUAAAUCAGAGCUUGAAACUUUCCUUUCGGAGGAAUCCAAAACAAGAGGUGCCUGUGCAGAAAUGUUAUCAACCCUCCAACAGCUAUCAGUGGAAACAGAAAAUGCACGGCAAAAAGCGGAAGAGAUGAAAAUGGAAGCUGAGAAGUUAAAGUUGGAAGCUGAAGCCUCGAGAAUUGCACUUCAGGAAGCAGAUAAGCAGCUGGUAGUUGCUCUGGAAGAAGCUGAAGCUGCAAAAGAAGCCGAGACUAGGGCACUUGAUCAAAUAAAGAUGCUUUCUGAGAAAACAAAUGCUGCACGUGCCUCAACCUCUGAAUCUGGAGCCAAUAUAACUAUCUCCAGGGAAGAGUUCGAGUCUUUGAGUCGUAAAGUUGAAGAGUCUGAUAAUAUAGCUGAAAUGAAAGUGGCAGCUGCCAUGGCUCAGGUCGAAGCUGUGAAGGCUAGUGAAAAUGAGGCCCUUAAGAGACUAGAGGCAACUCAAAAAGAGAUUGAAGAUAUGAAGGUUGCAACUGCAGAUGCUUUGAAGAGGGCAGAGAUGGCUGAAGCUGCAAAGAGGGCUGUGGAGGGAGAGCUCCGGAAGUGGCGUGAAAAGGAACAGAAGAAAGCAGUUGCAGCUGCAUCUCGGAUUCUGAUAGAAGCACAGAUGUCAACAGAAUCAUCCCCGCAGCACUACAGAAUUCAAAAGCAGAACCCACCAGAGAAAAUUGUGCAGGCUAAAAUGUUGGAAAAAGAGAAGUCUUCUGUCUCGAAAAAGGUGCUUUUACCUAAUAUCAGCGGUAUCUUCAAUCGAAGAAAGAACCAAAUUGAGGGUGGAUCUCCGUCGUAUCUGCCUGGUGAGAAGACUCUGUAACAUUGAUUUGCCUGAUCUUUGUACAUUUAUCAAUGGUUGAGAGAAACAUAUUUGGUUGUGUGUACAUCUGAGAACUGUGAAAUCAAAUCCCUGUUAUUCUUGUGUGAGGAAUUUAAAGUGGAAUAUCUAAGGAUUAGUUUGCAAGCAAA
Molecule: messenger RNA, 3040 nt
Organism: Gossypium arboreum
Lineage: Eukaryota; Viridiplantae; Streptophyta; Magnoliopsida; Malvales; Malvaceae
Product: WEB family protein At5g55860
Exons: 4
Coding region: 849-2891 (680 amino acids)
Source: RefSeq, a predicted model, not a curated record